Messenger RNA from Malassezia japonica, 1761 nucleotides. RefSeq lists its product as uncharacterized. The coding region runs from base 1 to 1761 and encodes 586 amino acids. Gene Ontology annotation, biological process: translational initiation. The transcript has 2 exons. The record is from RefSeq and is a predicted model, not a curated record. Gene Ontology annotation, cellular component: cytosolic small ribosomal subunit. NCBI's taxonomy places the organism in Eukaryota, Fungi, Basidiomycota, Malasseziomycetes, Malasseziales, Malasseziaceae. Gene Ontology annotation, molecular function: ribosome binding; protein binding; translation initiation factor activity.
AUGGCCGAGAGCAUGCAGUGGGCGUAUCGCGCGCAGAAGCGCCUCGGAGUGCAUGCGGGCGUGCCCGAGUUCCCGGCACUGAGCGGGUUCGACGGAAACCAUGUGGGCGCGCGCAUGCUGCAGUACAGUCCCAACGGAAAGUACCUCGCGGUGGCUCUCGAAGAAAGCAUCGCGAUCUACGAGGUGGGCGACGCGCAGGUGAGCCUGCGCCACCAGCUUCCGGUCGCCAAGGGGAUUGAGCUGUCGUUUUCGCCCAAGGGCACCUACCUCUCGACGUGGGAGCGCCCGGCAAAAACCGAGCACGAAAACGGCGCAAGCUGGAGCAAGAACCUGCGCGUAUGGGAGACGAGCACCGGCGCGCCCCUGGCCGAGUUUGAGCGCCGCCAGCUCGAGGGGUGCUUCUUCCAAUUCAACGAAACGGAGACGCACUGCGUCCGCCAGGCCGGCAGCGAGCUGCAGGUGUACGAGCCAAGCAAGCUCGCCCAGGGGCCGGUCGGCCGCUUGCGCCUGGAGAACAUUGGCACCUUCCAGCUGGGGCCGGGGCCGCAGCCCUCGGUCGCGGUCUUCUUCCCCGAGAAAAAGGGCGCGCCGGCCUUUGUCAAGGUGUACGCCUUGUCGGCGCUGCUGACUCCGACGCCGGCGCACGUCGCCCAAAAGUCCUUCUUCAAGGCGGACAAGGUGACGUUCAAGUGGAACGCCGCAGGCACCUCGCUUCUGCUCAUGACCGCGACGGACCACGACCAGACCGGCAAGUCGUACUAUGGCGAGACGAACCUGUACAUGCUCUCGGCGCGGGGCGACUUUGACUGCCGCGUGAGCCUCGACAAGGAGGGCCCGAUCCACGACUUUGCGUGGAACCCCAACUCGCGCGAGUUUGUCGUGAUCUACGGCUACAUGCCCGCCAAGGCGGUCAUCUUUUCGUACCGCGUCAACAUCAUCGCCGAACUCGGAACGCAGCCGCGCAACUUUAUCGCAUUCAACCCGCAGGGACGUCUGUUCUGCAUGGCCGGCUUUGGCAACCUCGCGGGCACGGUGGAUAUCUGGGACCGCGAGAACCUCAAGAACGGCAAGCUGUUUACGCUCGACGCGAGCAACUCGACGGUGCUCGAGUGGUCGCCGGACGGCCAGUACAUCCUCACCGGCACCCUGUCGCCCCGGCUGCGCGUGGAGAACGGCGUGAAGAUCUGGCACUGCUCGGGCCAGCUCGUGCAUGUGUAUAUGGUCGACGAGACCUACCAGGUGUCGCUGCGCCCGUCGGGCGAGGCACCGCCGCCGUUCCCCAAGGACAUCCCCCCUGCGCCGCAGGCAAGCGCCGCGGCCGCGGAGGUCGUCGCGAAAAAGACCACGACCGCGCGGCCCACGGGCGCAUACCGCCCUCCUGGCGCACGGAGCUCGGGCGCGUCCACGUCCGACUACCUCCGCCGGGGUGAGGACCUCGGCCCGGCGCCCGCGCCGGCCCAGCAAAAGUACACGGCCCCGGCAGGCCGCGGCAAGAAGAAGGUGCCGGGCGCGCCGCCGGGCGCUGCGCCGCCGGCGCCCAAGGCCGCACCAAAGUCGGCGAUGGGCGCCGCAGACGUCGGCGCGAACAACAGCGAGGCGGGCAGCACCGAAAAGCGCCUGCGCAACCUGUCCAAGAAGCUCAAGGCGAUCGAGCAGCUCAAGGACCGCCGCGACAAGGGCGAGGUGCUCGAGCAGACGCAGCUGCAAAAGAUCGAGUCGGAGGGCGAGAUCCGGACGGAGCUGCGGUCGCUGGGUGGUUAA